CCUUGUUUGGCCAUUUGGGGCCACCCCCUCUCCUCCAAGAGAGGGGGAGCAGCGUGCAAGGGCCUGUUUUCGUCAAUCUUCCAACCUUCGCCACCCCACUGCCCUGUUUCCUUUGUCCCUUCCAUUGACUUCUACUCCAUCCCGUACGAACCAAUGGCAUCUGGUGUGGAGCUCCUUCGCUUCCAGCUCCCGGGCCACGAAGCGGCCACCCUGCGCAACAUGAACCAGCUUCGCUCCGAGGAACGCUUCUGCGACGUCACCAUCGUGGCCGACAGCCUCAAGUUCCGGGGCCACAAGGUGAUCUUGGCCGCCUGUUCCCCUUUCCUGAGGGACCAGUUCCUCCUCAACCCGUCCUCGGAGCUCCAGGUCUCCCUCAUGCACAGCGCCAAGAUCGUGGCCGACCUCCUCCUCUCUUGCUACACGGGCGCCCUGGAGUUCGCCGUCAGGGACAUCGUCAACUACCUGACCGCGGCGAGCUACCUGCAGAUGGAGCAUGUGGUAGAGAAGUGUCGGAAUGCCCUGUCCCAGUUCAUCGAACCCAAGAUCAGCCUCAAGGAAGAAACGGCAAAGUUUGGCGGCCACCGGCGGUCCAAGUCCCCCAGUGUGGUGGGCUGCUCUACCUCAUCCCGCAAAGAACAUUCGCGCAAGAGGUCCAUGCAAAGGCCCGUCAAGCUGGAGUUCCCACUGGAAGAAGAGCUGGAGAUGAAGGCGGAAGAUGAGGAUGAGGAGCAGGACGAGGAUUAUGGGGAUGAGGAUGCCGUCUCAGACAUCUGCAUCGUGAAGAUAGAGUCUGCCAUGGAGGUGGCCCAGCGGCAGAAGAAGCAGCAGCAGCAGACGGGCACUGGCUGGAACAAAGAUAUGUCCCCCCAGCAAAGCUGGAGCAAGGAAACUUCUCCCCAACAAGCUUGGGGCAAAGAAUCUUCUCCCCCACCUGGGUGGAACAAGGAUGGGUCUGGAGACCAGGAAGAGCCUCAAGUCAAUUCUACAGUGGCAGAAGCCAUGGGGUCUUCUCCGGAAUCCACGCCGGAGAAGCCCCAGCACGGUGUGGUCAAGGCCUCCUACAGCCUCUCUGAGGAUGCGGAGGGCGAAGGCCUCCUCAUCAUCCCUGGCGGAGGCUACCUGGAGGAGACCAGCGAGGCGGCGGCCGUUGCUGCCGAGUGCCAGAGCAGUGGUGGCGGGAUGGGGCUGGUGCUAGCGGGACUGAGCGGCCGUCCCUUCUCCACCUUUCCCGUGGGGGGGAGAGGGGGCGGCUCGGGGAUGGCCGGAGGGGGCGGCGGCAGCGGCGGCGUCUCGAGGAUCAUCCGUUGCACCAAGUGCGAGGAGGUCUUCCAAGGGGUGGAGAAGCUGGUCUUCCACAUGCGGGCCCACCACUUCAUCUUCAUGUGCCCCCGGUGCGGCAAGCAGUUCAACCACAGCAGCAACCUCAACCGCCACAUGAAUGUCCACCGCGGCGUGAAGUCGCACUCCUGCACCAUCUGCGGGAAGUGCUUCACCCAGAAGUCCACCCUCCAUGACCACAUGAACCUCCACAGUGGCGAGAGGCCGUACCGCUGCUCCUACUGUGACGUCCGCUUCGCCCACAAGCCGGCCAUCCGGCGCCAUCUCAAGGAACAGCACGGCAAGACCACGGCCGAGAACGUCAUGGAAGCCAGCGUGACCGAGAUCAACGUCCUCAUCCGCUGAAGAAGGCGGCAGCGGUGGCAGAAGUGGAAGAGGGGGAGGCUCCUGAGCUCGGAGGGAGGGAAGCGGGGUGUAGUGGUUAGAAUGUAGGGGUGUGGCGAGCCGGGACCCCUGAGUUUUUUGGGGAUAGGAUUAGCGUCUAGUAUACUAGAGGGAUGGAACUCCUGGAU
Messenger RNA from Elgaria multicarinata webbii, 1850 nucleotides. RefSeq names its product zinc finger and BTB domain containing 12 (gene ZBTB12). NCBI's taxonomy places the organism in Eukaryota, Metazoa, Chordata, Lepidosauria, Squamata, Anguidae. The transcript has 3 exons. Bases 154 to 1683 code for a protein of 509 amino acids. Gene Ontology annotation, molecular function: RNA polymerase II cis-regulatory region sequence-specific DNA binding; protein binding; DNA-binding transcription factor activity, RNA polymerase II-specific. The record is from RefSeq and is a predicted model, not a curated record. Gene Ontology annotation, biological process: regulation of transcription by RNA polymerase II.